This is a messenger RNA of Danaus plexippus (monarch butterfly), 2551 nucleotides long. RefSeq names its product UDP-glucosyltransferase 2-like. Gene Ontology annotation, molecular function: UDP-glycosyltransferase activity. The record is from RefSeq and is a predicted model, not a curated record. Lineage: Eukaryota; Metazoa; Arthropoda; Insecta; Lepidoptera; Nymphalidae. The transcript is spliced from 4 exons. The coding region runs from base 484 to 2058 and encodes 524 amino acids.
UUGGAAGGAAGACUUCAGGACAAAAUACAUGUAUUAUCUUUUUGGUCCCUUGAUGAAUUAAUAGAAAUAACAAUAGUGUAAUAAUUUAUUCGAAAUUAUUCGAAUUUCUUCGACAGAACUUGCGCCUGCGUCGUUUAACUGCAAAAUUACUUUUCAAAAGUUUUAGUGAUUUUCUUAAUUUUUUUAUUUAACUGUAUAAAGUAAAAAAUAGCAGCCGCAAAUUUAUAUUUAUUUGUAUAGUUUUAGACGAUUAAUUCCAUAAACGGAUACAGACAAUAUAUAUGCACAUCUAUACUUCAACCUCUAAGUAUAAGUAGGUGCUAGAGGUUGAAGUAUAUGCAUAUAUACUAUUUAUUUGAUUAACAGGGUCAUUAACCAUAUUUAAAAGCGUAAGGAUAUUGUUACUAAGUUUCGCUUUAAUAAUUUAUACCUGUGCAAAUACGACUCUCGCUGCAGUUGUUAUCGCGAAAGUGAGCGGGCAACAUGUCUCCCAUACUAUAUUGUAUAUUGCAAUUUUUAUUUAUUUAUAAUGUGAACACUGCAAAUAUUCUUGGAUUAUUCCCGCACACGGGCAAAAGCCAUCAUAUGGUUUUCGAACCAUUACUGCGACGGUUCGCUGAGAGGGGUCACAAUGUUACCGUAGCAUCAUUUUUCCCCAUGGAGAAUCCACCAGAAAACUACGAUCAGAUCAGCUUCCUAGGACUGGCUGAAUUGAGAUUGGAAUCGCUCGACUUGGAAAUUUUUGAACGGACAAAUUUACUCAAUAAGAUUCCUAUCAUUGGUAACGUCGCUAAAGCUCUCUCCGCCAUCCCAUCUUUGGCUAAAUCGGCCUUGGAUGUUUGUGAACGUGUCGUAAAACAUCAAGAAUUGAGUCAGGCUCUUAAGAACAAAUACGAUGCAGUCAUAACCGAAAACUUUAACAGUGACUGCAUGUUAGGUCUCCUUUAUGCCUAUGAAGUAGAUGCUCCUGUAAUUUCUAUACUAUCUGGAACUCCUAUGCCAUGGACCGCUCAACGUAUUGGAGCUGACGAUAAUCCAGCUCAUGUUCCGGUAAUUUUAUCGAAAUUCACUUCUAGAAUGUCGUUUACGGAGAGAUUGGAAAAUGCUUUAAUCAAUCUACUAUCGAAGUACUUGUUUUACCAUGAAAUCCAAACGAAAGAGAGAGCAUUCAUUGAGAAAAGGUUAGGAAAAAUUCCACAUCCACAUGAUCUUAGUAAAAAUAUGUCUUUAAUAUUAUUAAAUUCAUUCCAUCCUUUAAAUGGUGUUAAGCCCUCCGUGCCUGGGAUGAUUGAAGUCGGUGGGAUUCACUUGGCCGCUGAGAGAAAACCCUUGCCUACUUUCAUUGAAAAAUUCAUCAACGAAUCGGAACACGGCGUGAUUGUGUUCAGCUUCGGUUCACAUAUAAAAACUAAAACACUUCCUAAAUACAAAGAGGAAAUUUUCUUAAGGGCACUUUCAAAAACAAAACAAAGGGUGAUAUGGAAGUUUGAAGAGAGCGACGAGGAAGGAACGCUAAUUGGCAAUAUCCUCAGGGUCAAUUGGAUUCCGCAAUAUGAACUACUGAACCAUGAUAAAGUAGUGGCUUUCAUAUGCCACGGAGGUUUAUUGGGAAUGACAGAGGCUGUAUCCUCAGGCAAGCCAAUGCUCGUUCUGCCAUUCUUUGGAGAUCAAUUCACGAAUGCCGCAGCUGCAAGCGAAGCCGGGAUCGCGAGGGUUGUAUCUUACAACGAUCUGUCUGAGGAAACCUUUACCGACGCACUAAAUGAAGUAUUGGGUGCAAAAACUCGUGAAACCGCCCAGCGAUUAUCGAAAAUUUGGAAGGACAGGGAAUCUUCGCCGCUGGACACAGCUGUUUUUUGGACGGAGAGAGUGAUUAGAUGGGGCAAGGCGGCGCCACUACAUUCCACAUCAAGAGAUCUGCCAUUCUACCAACUGGCCCUAUUAGAUGUAGCGGCAGCUGUCAUUGUAGUUACGAUUUUAUUCAUUACAGCCAUAUGUUACAUUCUGGUUAAAAUUUUACGUGUCAUUACAAAAAGUUCUAAGGAAAAAAUCCAUUAAAAUAAAAUGUUCUGAAUGUAAUGUAUUUUAAUGAAUUUUUUGAAUGUCAAGGUCACUGUAAAAGUUGUUUGCCUUUUUUUACUUUCCAUUCGCUAGUUAUAUCCGUUGUUGCUUGUUUUUAAGUUCCUAUUCAUUCUUUUUUAUUAUUAUAUAAAAAAUAUUACCUUACAAUAGCUAUUUAUUUUUUAUAUAUGUAAUUAUUUUAAGUUUAUAACCUACGUGAAUGUGCCGCUAUCACCGUAGCUGUUGUGACGAUAUAUAUAUGAACGUAUUAUAUAAAAAGUAUGACAUUAGUUAUUGAUUUUACUUUUUUGACUUGCUACCAUCUAAUAAACGGGGUAUUGACCCCAAGGUGAGUAGAAUAUCUACACGAUAAUUGCUUUCAUUAAAUAAAACUAGAUACCUGAACAGACCACUUUCAUUUGGAACACUUAUUCUUAGCGCAGUUUUCUAUGGAAAAAGUGUCUUGACGUAAAUAAGGAAAUAUUUGUCA